UAGUUUUUGUUCCGUCCGGGCUUCCGUACUUCGCCUCGUUCUCGCUCUCAGUCGGUCCUGCAGCGAAGAUGGCGGAAGCUCCCCCGCGGCCCUGCCGGUUCUUCUGUCACCGGUGUUCGGAAGAGAUCAGCCCUCGGCUCCCGGAUUACAUCUGUCCGCGCUGUGAGUCCGGCUUCAUCGAGGAGUUGCCUGAAGAGGGAAGUUCAGAGAAUGGGUCCACAUCUACAGCCUCUAAUGAUCAGAAUCGGCCCUCGUUUGAGAAUGUGGACCAGCACUUGUUUACAUUCCCACAUGGUUACGGGCAGUUUGCUCUGGGGAUCUUCGAUGAGGGCUUCGACUUCAGAGGGGGUUUGCCAGCGGAAGAUAACCGUGAUGCAGAGAACCGCAGAGAGCGGGAGAUGGCAUCACGACAGCGCUACGGGGCCAGACAGCCACGGGGAAGACACGUUCCCCGGAGACAAGGAGUGCGGCAUGAGGGUGUACCCACUUUAGAAGGAAUCAUUCAGCAGUUAGUUAAUGGAAUUAUUGCUCCGACAGCUAUGCCAAACAUGGCGAUGGGACCAUGGGGAAUGCUGCACUCAAACCCAAUGGACUAUGCAUGGGGUGCCAAUGGAUUAGAUGCCAUCAUAACACAGUUAUUAAAUCAGUUUGAAAAUACGGGUCCCCCUCCGGCAGACAAAGAGAAGAUUAAGAGUCUCCCUACGGUCCAGAUAACACAGGAGCACGUGGGUGCUGGUCUAGAGUGUCCUGUCUGUAAAGAAGACUACAGUGCAGGGGAGAACGUUAGACAACUUCCUUGCAAUCAUCUCUUUCAUAACGACUGUGUAGUUCCCUGGCUUGAGCAGCAUGACUCGUGUCCGGUGUGCAGGAAGAGUUUGAGCGGGCAGAACACAGCCACGGAUCCGCCCGGCCUAUCAGGGAUGAACUUCACCCCCUCUUCCUCCUCCUCUUCGUCCUCCAGCUCUCCGAGCAACGAGAAUGCCACCAAUAACUCGUAAGAGCUCAGCCCACAUCCCCAACACAUCUACACAUCAUCAUCAUCAUCAUCAUCUCAGCCGCGCCGGCCUGGUCGUCACACACUCUUUCCCCUCCACCGGAGACUGAUCUGUGACACAGUAGAUCCAGCGCUGAACCUGCCCAUCACUACUAACACACACGGACAGCGCAGAGAGAACGCCAAACCCCCGAGAGAACAAUACACUCUUCUGUUGCUUCAGACAGCGUUUCCUUGCUUUUUUUUAAACCGCUGAACUUCAGAGCGAUCAUUCCUCAAGGUUUGGGCACACACGGCAGGCGGCACCUGUCCGCGUGACGUGCUUUUAAUCAGCAGAAAGUGUGAGGAAAAGAGAGAGAAGAAGGAAAAGAGGAAGAGGAUGUCACGCAGCGCUGAGCUGCACGAUGACGGUGCCGGAUCUGAAGACACACCGAGCUGAACUGCGUUUUAGAAGCAGACUUAGUGUCUCUCCAGAGGGACGCGGUCAAAUAGAACCUUUUGUUUUUUAUCCUUUGAUUUUUAUUUUACGGAUAAAAGUGGCUGAUAUGUGAACGUGAGUAUGUGUGAAUCUCACAAAAACGGUCAAGAUCUCGCUUCACCCCAAAAUCAGAAGAAAAAAGAAGCCGUAUUAUGCUAAAACCUAUUUUAGAACCAGAAAUUUUACAGUUUGCCGUAACGCAAAAAAAUCUGAUUCUCGUUACUGUAAUACGAAAAAAUAUGAUUGAAUUCAUGUUUAUAGAUUAUAUUGUUAAUUGCACUGCCUUUAAUUUGAUAAAUCAUUUUAUUACAGUAUUUUAUAUUGUAAUACUACAUUACAGGGAAGAGAAUCACCAUCUGUGUAAUUCAUCUGAAUUGUCAUAAAAUAUAGUCAUUUUAGGCAUAAUGCAUUUUUCUUUUUGGAUUUUGGGGUUAAAUAAAACCUGGACAUGUUUUUUUGUGAUUCACCCAUAUAUAUGAAACCUAUUUAUUGAAAAAACAAAAAAUAAGAGCUGCGUCAUAUUGUGAAAAGCCAAGCGAUCCAAGAACAUCUGCGACUGAGGAAAACACUGAGUGCAGGUUUCUCUCCUAAUAUUUAUUUGCACAGUAUUUUUGAUUUUUUUUUUUUUGCGAAGAUUAUUAGAACAUUGAACAAACAGAAAAGUGUGAAUGUUUUUUUUUUUGGCAACAUUUGAUAUGAUUUUCUACAUUUAGCAUCGUCCUUAAAACUCAUGAGAGAAAUAUAUUUUCUCUAUUUCACCAUGCAUUUUUGGGCCUUUAUCCAAACAGCACAUGGCCUGAGAAUGUGAUAAAAUGCUCUCUCUUGCUUUCUCUCACUCACUCUUUUUUUUUUUUCUUUUAUAUUUUUAAAUCUCCUCACAUUCAGUUGUCUUCUCUCAGUCUGCCACACAUAUUCAGUGACUUUCAGUUCAAGGCGACCUUUUUUUAACUUAUUUUAAGUUAAAUGGUUUGUUUUUGUAAAUCAUAAUAAAGGAGAAGAACAAAUGAAUGAAUGAAUGAAUGAAUGUAUGUAUCACUCCUGAUGAUGAAAUGUUUCAUAAAAACUCAUUUGUCUCUCCACAGAUCACGAACACAAACUAACACCAGAGUUUCUGUGUUU
Molecule: messenger RNA, 2591 nt
Organism: Onychostoma macrolepis
Lineage: Eukaryota; Metazoa; Chordata; Actinopteri; Cypriniformes; Cyprinidae
Gene: rnf126
Product: ring finger protein 126
Exons: 9
Coding region: 69-998 (309 amino acids)
Biological process (GO): protein ubiquitination
Cellular component (GO): cytoplasm
Molecular function (GO): ubiquitin protein ligase activity
Source: RefSeq, a predicted model, not a curated record